Molecule: messenger RNA, 2754 nt
Organism: Danio aesculapii
Lineage: Eukaryota; Metazoa; Chordata; Actinopteri; Cypriniformes; Danionidae
Gene: dnajc5aa
Product: DnaJ (Hsp40) homolog, subfamily C, member 5aa
Exons: 5
Coding region: 150-755 (201 amino acids)
Biological process (GO): regulation of synaptic vesicle cycle
Cellular component (GO): intracellular membrane-bounded organelle; presynapse; membrane
Source: RefSeq, a predicted model, not a curated record
GCGAGAUCUGCUGCAUCUGGUACACUUACGUGAUCGCGCGGUUCCCGGGGAUGCAACCACAAAUUUAACAUCGGUUUCGUUAACGCACUGACAUUAAAUCACGACGCCGGGGCCGACGAAACGAUUGUCGAGGAUUGGCCUGAUUCACCAUGGCUGAACAGCAGAGGCAGCGCAGUCUCUCCACCUCCGGAGAAUCCCUCUAUCAUGUGCUGGGGGUCGACAAAGUGGCCACUGUUGAUGACAUCAAGAAGUCAUACCGAAAACUGGCAUUGAAGUAUCACCCUGACAAGAACCCUGACAACCCUGAGGCUGCUGAUAAGUUCAAAGAGAUCAACAAUGCUCAUGCCAUCCUCAAUGACCCGACAAAGAGAAACAUCUAUGACAAGUACGGCUCGCUGGGACUUUAUGUGGCUGAACAGUUUGGAGAAGAGAACGUCAACACUUACUUCGUCCUGUCCAGCUGGUGGGCCAAGGCUCUGUUUAUUUUCUGUGGUCUGGCUACAGGCUGCUACUUCUGCUGUUGCCUGUGCUGCUGCUGCAACUGCUGCUGCGGGAAGUGUAAACCACGGCCACCCGAUAGACCGGACCAGGAGUUUUACGUCUCCCCUGAAGACCUAGAGGCCCAACUACAGUCCGACGAGAGAGAGGCAGUCGGUGGUGAACCUAUCGUGUUGCAGCCUUCUGCCACAGAAACCACCCAGCUAACAUCCGACGGGUACCAUACUACCUACCACACCGAUACCGGCUUCAACUAAAACAGACAUCCUGUUGGCCUCCACCACGUGGUUUGUCUCGCGCCAUCCCUCCAAUGGGAAAAAUGAAUGAAAAGAAUCCUUCAACUACAACAAAAAAAAAGCCUGUUUUGAGAGGAGGAAAGCCAGCGAUGGAGCUGAAUUGUUUAGCGUAUCCCGUCCCUUAUUCACACAACCACUUCCAUCACCCACGCAAGAUCCACCUCACAGUACUGUAGCUUCAAAAAAACAAGCUUAAGAAAAAAAAAACGUAAAAAAAAAAGAUCUUGUCGUUUACCCUGAUCUCUUUGUUGCCUUUGACCUCCGAUCUUGCCUUCCACUCGUUCCCUCGCUCCUCCAGCCAGAUUUGCUCGUCGUCCUGUGGCAUGCACUGUUCCUUGACUUUGUUUGAGAAAUUUCCCCACCGUUUUUGGUAUAUUUAUUGACAUGAGAUGUUCGUUCCCGGUUCUAAGUGCUUGAAUGUGGUUUAAAGUCGACUCCGUGAACUUGCCAUAGGUGUUCGAAGACUAGUGUGGCUGCGCUGAGAAGCAGCAGGAAUUGUUUUCAUUUAUAAAAUGGAAAUUUUGUUUGUUUACCCAUUCAAUCCUCCUGGUUUACUGCGAAGUUUGUGUCCCUGUAAUGCCAUUUUAUCUCCUAUGUGUCAUAAAUUUGAGAAUUAACAGCGAUUAUUUAAAGUUAUCUGGCCUCGCUUUGUUCAUUUUGUUUCAUUGAAGCUUUCUGAGAGAGAGAAAGAUACAAACGGUGCAAUUGAUAACAUGCCAUUUGUUUGUAGUAUUCUGCUCAUUGUACAUUCGUUUUUUUGUGUUGUUUUGGGGACGAUAACCUGAGCCAAAAGUAGGAGUUUUCUCUGUGUGUGGAAUGAUUUGAACUGUCAUCUCUGUGUAAUGUGUAGGUUGUUCGCUGGCGUGUGAUAUCAUGUUUGGACACUCAGCUUUGGUCUUAAUGUUAAGCUCAGUUUGGCCCAGUUGUGUCUCUUUUUUGUCAUCGGAAAGGGAAUCACGAUCGCAAACUGAUAUAAACGCCCAUAUCUUGAGUGUGUAUGUGAGCAGGAAACUUAAGCUAAUUUUUAUAUAGAUCUACAAUCAACACAUCACAUGUAUGUACAAUAUAUGUAUAUUUUGGGCAUUUUUUUAAUAUUAGUUUUUGGCGCGUGUAGGUAUUCUUUGUGACUGUGGUUCUGGCCUGUUGUGGGCACUUGAGAUUCUCUAUGACGAGAUGUACUGUCUAUUGUGAGAGAAAUGCUUGUUAUUGUUUUUGAAGUCAUUAAUUAUUGAGCAGUAACCGUUUAUUUAUUGGACUGGCAAUUUAUUUUAACUCUACAAGCAUCCGGAUUGCAGAAGUUCAAUCUUUCAAGGCCAUGCUAAAUAUUAGUCUUAAUGCUAGUUUAUACCCAUAUUUUUAUACUAUUGAUUUGAUCAGAAAUCAGAAAUUAAUCACUAAAAAAUGUAGAGACCACUUUUAAAUUCUGUUUUUCUGGACAUGCUGGAUUUACUAGGAAUGUGUUGAAUCAAGUGUUAAUAUUUGUUUGAAUAAUCUGUAAAGAUCUGAUGAGAACAUUUCUUUCAAAUAUCUUUUUUAAAGCCUUUUUUUGCUGAACAUGACAGUUAGUGAGAAUAACACUCUUUAUUCAUAUUUAUUGUCUAUUUUAGACAACACAAUGUUGUUUUGUCUAAAAUGAACACUCAAAAAAUUGAUCUUUGUUUAUUCAAACUACUUACUUAAAAUGAGCCAAAACAAAAGUCUUGAGGAUUUUUGGGGACAACUUAAUUAUUUCAUGUUCAAACCAGGUUAACUCAAGUUAACUUAAUUCCUUGAUGUUGUCCAAACCCAAAUCAAUUGUGUGGAACCCAACAUUUUUACAGUGAUUUUACAGCAUUUUAAACAUGUCUGAAAACCUGGAGCGUUAAUUUUGUUAUUUUGACACAACUGUCAUUUAUGCUCUGAAUGACAACAUUGUUAGUUUGAACUUAGAAGAAUGCCAUUAAAACGUUUUGCUCAACAA